Schistocerca gregaria is the source of this 596-nucleotide messenger RNA. RefSeq lists its product as uncharacterized. NCBI's taxonomy places the organism in Eukaryota, Metazoa, Arthropoda, Insecta, Orthoptera, Acrididae. The record is from RefSeq and is a predicted model, not a curated record. Gene Ontology annotation, molecular function: protein binding. Bases 59 to 568 code for a protein of 169 amino acids. The transcript is spliced from 3 exons.
GGCGCUGUGCGCUAUUUGAUCGUUGUCCUCCAUAGUGUGUGGUAAGGUCGGUGCAGAAAUGGAGCCUUUCUACUCGCUGUUGUCUGUGAUGGGGCUGGCGGUCGUGUGUCCGUCCAUCUUUUGUUUCGACUUUGAUAUCAUCGGCAGCCUACCACCAGAAAUCGCGAUAACCAUCUUGAGGCAGCUUGACGAAGAGGCACUGUGGGCGGCGAGCCGCGUGAGUCGCCGCUGGAGCCGGCUGUGCAGGGCGGACGCGGUGCUGCAGCGGAGGCUGCGCCAGCAAGAGGCGCUGCGCCGGCGGCGGGCAGAGGCGCGCGUCUGGGCCGUCCAAUUCGCUGCCGCGCCUGCCGGCAGGGAUCUGCAGACCGCGCUGAAGGUGCGCAACAUCAGGCGGCCGCUCCAACACGUCCCAGCAGGUCGACCGCAGCCGUAUGCAGCUCCUGCGAGCGCGCAGAAUACGAAGACGCAGAAGAAAUCGAGGCGGUUGCCAGCACCUGGUGCUCAGGGUGCGUCCCUGUUGUCUCGAGGCAGCUCCACUACUUCUGCCAACAGACCGUUACGAAUAUGAAAACUGUAUUUUACGCCAAUAAACUACU